GUAUUAUUUUCGCCUGGUAGAGCGCAGCCCCCCGGCCGCCGCUCCGCACCCCGAUCCACCGCUUUGCCUGGAUUUUAGUUCGCUUCACUAUUUCUUUUUUUUUUUUCCUUGGGUUUUAAAUUGGCUUAUUUUUACUAAUCGGUAGCCUGCUUUGGACUGAAACGUGGAGUUCGGAUCUCGCUUGGAGCCAUACAGGAUGUCAGAAUCCAAAUCAUCCCACCUGGAUGUUCGGAAGCGCCACGAGCGCAGCACCACCUCGGUGUCGGCCGUUAGCAAGGUCCAGACAACCAGCACACGUGCUACUAGUGUCCGCACCAGUAGGCGCAGCCACAAAGGUGUUAAGACAACCGUACAGUCAGUCAAGGAACUUGACGAGGCCGACCUAAGCUUACUCUCCAAGUCAAAGAAAUCCUACCUGGCAAUGGACAAAGACAAUGAAAUCAUCGGCUAUGUUGUACCGAUCUUCAGAAGCAGCCAAGGGUUUGCCAGAGAGCUUCUGGAGUCCCAAGAGGAGGAGAGGAAGGAGGAGAGCAUAGGCUAUGUGGCCCUGAGGAACCUUUUUACUCGGGAGAGCACAGAAACGCAACGUGUGGAAAAGAAAACCAGGGAGAUGACGUUGAGGGAGUCUGUCGACCGUAUUCAUCUAGUGAGAAAGAUGCAUGAGAGGGAGGAGUUCCAGAAGAAGAUGAACGCAGACAGCCUGACACACCCCCCGGAGUUCAUAGUGAAGCCACGUUCCCACACGGUCUGGGAGAAGCAGACAGUCACUCUGCACUGCACCGUUGCUGGCUGGCCAAAGCCACGGGUUGCCUGGUACAAGAACAACGUAUGGAUCGAUGCCAAGGCAAAUCCUGACAAGUAUACAGUUGAGAGUAACUACAACAUGCACUCAUUGGAGAUCAAAAGCUGCACCUUUGAGGACACAGCCCAGUACCGCAUGUCAGCAAUGAACGUGAAAGGAGAGAGCUCCGCCAUCUCCACUGUGGUGGUGAAAAGAUUCCAAGAAGGCGAGGACCUUGUUCGAAAGCCUCAUGGUUUCUGUUCUGAAUAUGGAGUGACCUUCCGUACUCACAUCACGGACAAGUUCUCCGUAUCUUUCGGCCGUGAGGGAGAGACCCUCAGUAUCGGCUGUACCGUGAUCAUCUUCCCACAGGUGAAGCGGUACCAGCCUGACAUCCUUUGGUACCGCAAUGCCACUCUACUGCAGCCCUCGCAUUGGGUGCAGAUGCACUGGAGUGGAGAGCGUGCCAUGCUGACCCUCAAACACCUCAACAAGGAGGAUGAGGGCCUCUACACACUGCGCAUCAACACCAAGUCUGGCUUUGACUCCUACUCUGCCUAUGUAUUCGUAAGAGAUGGCGACGUGGAAGUGGAGGGUGCCCCUGUGGCUCCCCUGGACGUGCGCUGUCAGGACGCCAACAAAGACUACGUGGUGGUCACGUGGAAGCAGCCCGCAGUGGAAGGAAGUAGCUCUAUCCUGGGAUACUUUGUUGACAGGUGUGAGGUGGGAACUGACCGUUGGGUCCAAUGCAAUGACAUGCCGGUGAAAUUUGCCCGCUUCCCGGUCACGGGUUUGGUGGAGGGGCGCUCCUAUGUGUUCCGUGUCCGGGCCAUCAAUUACGCUGGGGUCAGCCAUCCGUCCCGCAUCUCCGAUCCGGUGGUCGCCAUGGCACCCGCCGACCGUGCCUACCUGCGGAGUCACCCAUCUGCCCCAUGGACGGCGCACAUCAUCGUCACGGAGGAGGAGCCAACAGUGGGAGAGGUUCCAGGCCAACCCAGUGACCUGGCGGUCAUCGAGGCGACCAAGAGCUAUGUGGUGCUGGCCUGGAAACCCCCGUUCCAGAGGGGUCAUGAGGGGAUUAUGUACUAUGUGGAGAAGUGCGUGGUGGGCACGGACACUUGGCAGAGGGUCAACGCUGGCAUGCCUGUGAAGUCUCCACGCUUCGCCCUGUUCGAUCUGGCUGAGGGCAAGACUUACAGCUUCCGGGUGCGGUGUUGCAACUCGGCUGGGGUGGGGGAGCCUUCGGAAGACACCGAACCCACCGCUGUUGGGGACAAGCUGGAUCUCCCUCCCGCUCCAGGCCGUGUGGUGGCCUGCAGGAACACCGAUAACUCUGUGGUGGUGUCCUGGGAGCCAUCCCAGAAUGCCAUGCAGCUGGUGGGCUACUACAUCGAGGUCAGCGUCGUGGGCAGUGGCGUGUGGAUUCCCUGCAAUAACAAGCCGGUGAAGUGCACCAGGUUUGUGUGUCACGGCCUCAACACAGGGGACCAGUGCGUGUUCCGGGUGAAAGCCGUCAACGCCGCCGGGUACAGUCGUCACUCACCUGAGUCGGAGAAGGUGGAUGUGAAGGCUGCUAUCGCGACCCCUAGCCAGCCCCAGAGGCUCAGGGUGGUGGAUACGGUGCGGGAUACCAUGCUGCUGGACUGGGAGGCACCCAAGCUUAACGGUGGGGCCGAGGUCACCGGCUACUUUGUGGAUAUGCGCAAGGUGACAGCGGGCGUGCCUGGGAGUUGGCACGAGGUCAACACCAAGGCUAUCAACACCAGGUCCUACAAGGUAGAGAACCUGAAGGAGAACAUGCAGUAUCAGUUCCAGGUGCGAGCAGUGAACAUGGCAGGUCUGAGCAAGGCCUCAGUGCCUAAUGUUGCGGUUGAAUGUAAGGAGUACACCAUCACUGUGCCAGGACCUCCUAUUGGCCUCCAUGUAACUGAGGUGCGGAAGAAUUCCCUGGUGCUUCUGUGGGAGCCACCAAAGUUCACGGGUCGCAGUGACAUCACUGGAUACUAUGUGGACAUGAAAGAGGCGGGAGCUGGCGAUGGUGCUUGGAGGGGCAUCACCGGGAAGGCCAUCACUAGCAGAUACCUGCAGAUCGCAGGCCUGAAGGAAGGAGCCUCCUACGUGUUCCGUGUGUGUGCUCAGAACCUGGCAGGAGUUGGACACCUGUCUCAGCACACUCCUCCCAUCCUGGCCCAGACUCGUCCGGGUACCAAAGAGAUUGUGGUAGAUGUGGAUGACGAAGGUGUGAUUUCCCUGAUCUUUGAGUGUUCAGAGAUGAAAGCAGAAUCGAAGUUUGUGUGGUCUAAGAACUACGAGGAGAUCACAGAUCUUUCCCGCCUUGCCAUGCAGACCUCGGGCGGCAGGUCACGGGUCAUCUUUAACAACCUAUCACUGGAGGACCUGGGGAUUUACUCUUGUGUGGUCACCAACACAGAUGGGGUGUCAUCAAGCUACACCUUAGAUGAGAAAGAAAUGAAACGUCUGCUGCAGAUCAGCCAUGACCACAAGUUCCCCAUUAUUCCUUUCUCAUCUGAACUGGCUGUGGAACUGCUGGACAAGGGCAGGGUGCGUCUCUGGCUGCAGGCAGAGAAGGUGACGGCCAACUGCAAGGUGGACUAUGUCUUCAAUGACGUCCCGCUCACCCAGGGCGAAAAAUACUCAAUGCACUUUGACAAAAACACUGGAAUCAUCGAGAUGUUCAUGGAGUCACUGGAACUGGAGGACGAGGGAACAUACUGCUUCCAUCUGGUGGAUGGAAAGGCCACCGGCACCUCCAGCUUGGUGCUGAUCGGAGAGGACUUCAAAACAUUGCAGAAGGAAUCAGAGUUCAGGAGACAAGAAUGGUUUAGGAAACAAGGUCCUCAUUUUGUGGAAUACCUGAGUUUCAAGGUGACUCCGGAAUGCAACGUGCUUCUCACAUGCAAGGUUGGGAACAUGAAGAAGGAGACGGAGAUAUUCUGGUCCAAGGAUGAACAGGACAUUGAAGAGGAGGAGGAGAAGGUUAACUACAUCGAUGACAUUUUGACCUUCAACAUCUCGAAGCUGCGCUUUAAAAAAGACAAAGACUUGGAUGAUGCAGACUUUCCUGAACCGAAGGAGACCCCGGCAAGACCGAAAAUUACCAAGCAGGAUGCGGGGAUUUACCAACUGAAGCUGAGAGAUGACCGCGGGAAGGACAUGAGUGUCUUGAACCUGACUGAACAAGGUUUCCAGCAGGUGAUGAAUGAGGUAUUUAGAGUCAUUGCCAACUCAUCCACAGAGCUGCAAGUGACGAGCACAGCUGAAGGCAUCAUCAUCCAGACCUCCGUGGUCUACUACACUGAGGAGCUCCCCUCAAACUGGCUACACAAAGAUAAUAAGAUCUCGCGCUCGGAUAGAGUCCAUUGGGGUGUUACUGAGGAGCAGCUGUGGCUGAAGAUCAAUGAGCCCACAGAGAAGGACAAGGGCAAAUAUGCCAUCAACAUCUUUGAUGGCAAGGAUGGAGUCAAAAGAGUGUUGGAUCUUACAGGACAAGUGUGGGAGACGGCAUACGAGGAGUUCCAGAGGCUGAAGGCUGCGGCCAUUGCAGAAAAAAAUCGCGCUCGCGUGGUCGGUGGGCUGCCAGAUGUGGUCACCAUCCAGGAAGGCAAGUCCCUCAACCUCACCGGAAACAUCUGGGGCAAUCCGGCGCCUGAGGUGAUGUGGCUGAAGAAUGAGAAGGAGCUGCUGUCAGACGAGCACUACGCCCUCAAGUUCGAGGCGGGCAAGUUUGCCAGCAUCACCAUCGCCGCCGUCACCACGGCCGACUCGGGCAAGUACAGCCUGGUGGUGAAGAACAAGUACGGCACGGAGCACGGCAAAUUCACCGUGAGCGUCUACCUGCCCGAGGGCGAGGAAACUGAGGAACAAGGGGAUGAGAAGAAAGACAAAAAGGACAAGAAAGAAAAGAAAGACAAGAAAGAGAAGUAGGAAUAAAACAAAAGAAACAAAAACAAUAUGUAGAAAGUAGAGGCUGAUGGAUUUAAGUGUUUUUUUUGUCUAGUCCAGCGAUGCCUUUUCCCUUUAAGACCCUUAAGAAGGUGUUUGUGUCGUGGGCUGUCAAUCCUGUUGAGUUUGAAGGUAAAGAUACUGGGCUGGCACUAGACUAAAAAGCCUAACUGGAAAUUUGUAGUCAUGUUUAGAGUAAGCCCCCCCUUAUCUCUGUAGCCCCCUCUUAGCUGAACAAAGAGCUGCCUUGCUGCUAACGCUAAUGCUGUACAUGACACUGGGAGUACUAUUUCCUAUUUUCGAGGGUCCUUUACUUGACCUUUUCGUAUUUCUAGCUCUAAAACGCCACUGUGCCACUUUGCAGGGCCACUAUAAAUCACGAAAUUGUCCCCAGUUUUCUAAGAGGCAGUUCACUUAGCUUCCCAUGUAUGUGCCCUUAAACCAAUUAUCUGCACAAUGCCGUAGGACAACAGUACUCAAUGUGUAUGGGGUCCUACUCUAACAAAAAGCUGGUGGAAUCACCCGUGAAGACGAUGUCCGAGUUUAUGCCAACAGGGAAGUCAGCUGACCACAUUUUCAUGUUGUCCAGAUGAGAAAUGCAGAGACACAUCCUGUAUUACUGUCCUCUCGCUAGUUGUUCUGCACAGGCUAAUAAACUGUCCAUGUUGCUUUGUCA
This is a messenger RNA of Brienomyrus brachyistius, 5420 nucleotides long. It is a transcript of the gene myom1a, whose product is annotated as myomesin 1a (skelemin). The transcript has 38 exons. The record is from RefSeq and is a predicted model, not a curated record. Gene Ontology annotation, molecular function: protein binding. Bases 197 to 4726 code for a protein of 1509 amino acids. Lineage: Eukaryota; Metazoa; Chordata; Actinopteri; Osteoglossiformes; Mormyridae.